UAUACCCAUUUGUUAUCUAUUAUUGAUAAGAGGAGCGAAUAGGAAGAAUCACCAAUUUACGUUGGGGUACGUUGGAACGGAAUUGGAUACAAAUAUGGCAUUUAACUUUUCUGCCUUAGAUCCUGCAACGUGUGAUGUUAUAUGGCGCAAAUCCAUCAUGGAUAGAAACCCUGGAAAAUGAAUUCUUGGAAGAAUAUUUUACGAAGCUAGCAAAUUUUGUUAAGGGUGAAAGAAACCUUUACCCUAACGAAAUAUAUCCCCCAGAGUUUGAUGUGUUCAGCUGGACUAGAUACUGCAGCAUUGACGAAGUUAAAGUAGUCAUUAUGGGACAAGAUCCGUAUGAUGGACCUAAUCAAGCAAAUGGUUUGUGUUUUAGUGUGCCAAAAGAACAGAAAAUUAUUCCACGAAGUUUACAAAAUAUAUAUAAGGUCCUAUCUGAAGACAUACGGUCAGGAUUUUCCGAUCCCAAACAUGGUGAUCUUAGUGGCUUGGCAAGCCAGGAAGGAUCAUGUUUUAACAAGUAGCCAUCCCUCUCCACUUUCUGUUAACAAAGGAUUCUCCACCUGUAGGCACUUCUCCAAGUGUAAUGAGAUAUUCCAAAAAGAUGGGAAAACUACCAUUGAUUGGAACCUACUUCCAUAACAAAGAUUAAUUCAGAAAGCGGGGAUUUCCUUGAUAAGACAAUGUUUUUCAUUGUAACAUUGGAGCAAUCCUUUCAAUAAGGUAUUCAAUGUAAAACAAUCAUAUCUUUUUUAACUAAUAAAUGAAUAAAUAAAUCUGAUAUUUGUCAUCUUGGGAUUUCCAACAGAUUGAUAGAAAACCCAAUAUUCUCAAACUUUAUAUAGAUUUGCAAUUAGACAGUUAUUUCAAUGUUCUUUUAAUAUCAUCUCUUUUGUAC
Messenger RNA from Saccostrea cuccullata (small rock oyster), 898 nucleotides. RefSeq names its product uracil-DNA glycosylase-like. Lineage: Eukaryota; Metazoa; Mollusca; Bivalvia; Ostreida; Ostreidae. Bases 135 to 524 code for a protein of 129 amino acids. Gene Ontology annotation, molecular function: uracil DNA N-glycosylase activity. The record is from RefSeq and is a predicted model, not a curated record. Gene Ontology annotation, cellular component: mitochondrion; nucleus. Gene Ontology annotation, biological process: base-excision repair; base-excision repair, AP site formation via deaminated base removal. The transcript has 6 exons.